This is a messenger RNA of Sitodiplosis mosellana (orange wheat blossom midge), 3343 nucleotides long. RefSeq names its product histone H2A deubiquitinase MYSM1-like. The transcript is spliced from 7 exons. Gene Ontology annotation, cellular component: BRISC complex; BRCA1-A complex. The record is from RefSeq and is a predicted model, not a curated record. Gene Ontology annotation, biological process: double-strand break repair. Gene Ontology annotation, molecular function: metallopeptidase activity; polyubiquitin modification-dependent protein binding. Bases 571 to 3078 code for a protein of 835 amino acids. NCBI's taxonomy places the organism in Eukaryota, Metazoa, Arthropoda, Insecta, Diptera, Cecidomyiidae.
GAUGACAAAGGCAUCAAGAAAAAGUAUAACAACUAGAAUGAAACUCGCAUAAAAUAAAGUUGCGUUCAUAAUUGCAUUCGAAUAAUUAAGCGCACUUUUUAGUCAUUAUGCAUUAUUAAUGCAAUGCAUUGUGUAUACUAUAGAUACAUUGUGUGUACAAUGUACAAUGUACGUACAAAUUGGUCGUUGGGACACAAGAUGGCGUCCCAUAUGCGUGUGUAUGAGUUGACACUGACAGAAUAAAUAAAACAUACGUAAUUUAUGACAAGUGCGCUUGCAUUCGCUUCCAAUUCAUCAAAACAAUAAACAUUCACACAAAAAAAUUCUUGAAAAAGAAAUUUUUCUUUUUUCAUUCAUCAUUUUCACCAAGUUUGCAUUGUGUAAAAUUGUGUUUGUUACAUUAAAACGGCAAUUAAUGCGUUCAAUUUGUGAAAUAACGUUGGUUUGGUGUGAAGAAUUGUAUUUUAUGGCGAGGAAACAAAUGACUCAUUAUUAGCGAUAGGCAUUGAUGUUACAUCAAUUAAAUUGGCUCAGGUGGUAACAAUAAAGGAACCAAAGCCCAACACAAACAUGGACGAGGAUGAAGAUGUGGAUAUCGUGGGCGGUUUGGAUAAUUUCAUGUCAAAAAACGAAAGAGAAAUAUCCAACAUUAGCUCGGGACAAAUACUAUCUUGUGAGUACACAGUUCAUCCACGUUGGCUAACUGAUAACAAUGAUGGGGCGGAGAACCUUUGGCCGGAAAAUCUACCAAAACAAAGUUCGCAAGACGAAAUGGAAUUAGUACAAGAUGAAGUUGUUAUCGAAGAGCCAGCUCCCAUUGAUUUCGAUUGGGUGGAAGAGCGUGAAACUGAAGAGGCGUCAAAUUGUGGUGAUAUCAUCUUUGAACAAGAUAUACCCGCAUCAUUAGAAGAGGAAGUGGUUAUUGGGGCCGAAGAAACAGCAUCCGAAGACAAUGAACACUCAGACUGUUGCAGUCAAUCAUCACAAGGUGGAGAACCCGAUGAAGAUUCGACAAAGUACUCAAAUCAAUUACCUGAUACUUAUGUGCCUGAAUCGGAAAGUGGGAAAAGUGCGCCGAUGGCGGCGAAUGAAACAAUGCGAUUGGACAAACUUAAGAAACCGGCUGUAAAAUUCAAGCAAACGCUAAUGGUUAGUAAAAAUCUGUUGAUUUUGAAUCAACGGAAUUUUGCCGUUGAUCCCAAGGCGGGCACUUCAUUGCUCAAAUCGGAAAUCCAAGAGAAAUCCAACGAUGGACAAGUGCCACCGAUUAAAAUCCGAAAACCCGAAUCAAAGUUCAGCGUUAAGAUAAAAGUGGAUUCACAAUUAGCAAAGACAAUUAAGAAAUCGAAACGGUCGAAAAAACACAAGCAUCGAACACAUCACAGUGGGAGCACGAAGGGGAAAAAUGGGAGCAAACAUUCAGAGUCAUUUACCGGUAAAGCCAAGAAAUUUGUUGAUAUACACGGUGAAAAUAUAACCAUAAAUCAUGAUGCUGAUGAUUGUACGCCGAACGAUACCGAUUCAGUGGAGGAAAUUGAUUCUCAAUCGAACAUUGGUUCGAAUAAGGUAAAAUUCAAGCACGAAUCGGAUUCGGAUGUUGAAAUAGACAUUGAAUCAGACGCACCCAACGAUCUCAUUGAAUUGCAUGGUUCAAGUGCAAUGUUUUCUAUAGUAAAGGUUGAACCGAUGACACCGAUCACUCCCGAAAAAGUGCCGCCACUCAAAAUCAAAGCCGUUAAAAAGAAAGAGCCCGAAGAAAUGAAGCCACAACUAAAUCUGAACAAUAUAGAUCCCGAAUUAUUGCAAGCAUUGAACAAUCCCAACGAACCAACGGAAGAAUUGGUCUUACCAUUGCACAAAGUAAGCGAAUUAGAAAAGUAUUUUCAUUCGGAAUUUUUCGAAGGACGGCCAACGAAAACGCCGGAACGUUAUACGAAAAUUCGUGAUUUCAUUUUGAAUGCAUGGAUUGAAACGAGACCUGGUUAUGUGAGCAAAACAACGGUACGAAAUGGAUUAAAGCAUUGCGGCGAUGUGAAUUGUAUCAGUCGCAUACAUUGUAUGCUCGAACAAAUUGGUGCAAUCAAUUUUGGCUAUGCCAGAGAGCACUUUGAGUACAUUCGGCCAUUGGUGAAGCUCAAAGAGCAUUUUAUGCAAAGUUCACAAAAUAAAAAAUCUCAUUCAAGUGGCAAUUAUGAUGUGAGCUCGUCGUUAGUAUUGGGCCGACGCCAACGGAACAAAAGUAUUACAAUGCAUCACCACACAACGGAAAAAGACAUUGAUGCCAAUUAUACGGUGAGUCAUGUGAACGGUGUACCGACACUUCUGUACGCAGCUGUGCCCAAAGAUCGUGAAAAUUUGCGACGCGAAGCAUCCAAACCGAUGAAAUUGGAACUUGAACUCAUCGAAUGCCUACGCUUUCCCAAAGACAAAAUGCCACCGUUUAAAGUGUCAAUGACACUGUCAACGCUGUUGUGUUUGUACCUACAUGGAUUGUCGUCGAAAUUCGAGGUGAUGGGCUUCUUAGGUGGAUUUUGCACCAAAUCCGUUGGACGCAGCCAACUCAGUCUGACACGAUACAAACCAUGCAAAACGGCACAUCAAACAACCACCACCUGCGAAAUGUGUCCAGUCUCCCAAGUUGAACAAGCUGCCAAUUUGACGAAUGAAGGCUAUGAGCUGGUCGGUUGGUUUCAUUCACAUCCAACAUUUCAUGCAAAUCCAUCACGAACUGACGUUGCUACACAAGCCGAUAUGCAACUUCAAUUCUCCAUCGAAAGUGAUCGACCGUUCAUUGGAUUCAUUCUAAACUGCAUCGACAUGGGAUUCAACUGUAUGUACAUUAUGCCCAAAGAUAUGAAUAAAGACACCAUUGACAUAAUUCCAUACGGAUUUGAAGUGGAUAUUAUUAAGGAUUGCAGCUCCCUGCGUAAUGACAUUGCCGACGUGUUCAAUGUGAUCGAUCGAAAAAGUCAUAAUUACGUGCAAACGAUAGAAAAGUUUAUAAAAUCCGGCACGGAGCUACUGAGAUAUCAUGGUUAUGAUUUGAAUAUUCCCGACUAUUUACAAAGCUAUUUAUGAUAUCGUUUGGAAAUUAUUUUUUAUAAUAAUAGUUUAAGGUGCAUUCAACGUUAUAUUAUAUAUUAUUAUAUUGUAUAGAAAUUGAGAAUUAAGAGCCACUUUAUUCUAUAUCAAGAAGAAAGAAAGAAAAAAACACAACAUAAAAAAACUAAUACCGUUUUUGGAGGUAUUCUUCUGCCUAGAUUCAUAUUUUUUUACAUCUAAUUCGCAAAAAUGGUCGACGACCUUCUAAUAAAUACAAGACAAUUUAAACGAAAACACAUAA